CCCCGGGAAUUAGGGCUCCAGCGCGUGUACUGGCGGUGCUGUGGCGGCCCGCCACAGUAGUUGUCCAAACCCUAGUUCUUUCUUUUCACUCUCUCUUCCUCUAGGCGAUCGAUCGAGGUAAGCGACUGUCACGCGCGGCGCGGGGUAGAUCCGGAGGCUAGGGUUUAUAUUUGGCCGCCAUGGCUACUGCGGUUGUCGCGCAAGCAUCGUCCUCCUCGUCCCUGAUGCCACCGCCGCCUCCGUCAGCCGGGGCGGAGGAGAUCCUAGCUCAGGCGCUGGAGAUUCAAGACGCGGACCCGCCCAGGGCGAUCUCGCUGCUGCAAUCCGUGCUGCGGGACUCGUCCAGCGCGGCGGAGGUGCUGCGCGUGAAGGAGCAGGCAAUCUCGGUGCUGUCGGAGCUCUUCUCGCAGCAAAAGAGGGCCGAGGAUCUGCGCAGCCUGCUCACGGAGCUCCGCCCCUUCUUCGCCGUAAUCCCAAAGGCCAAGACCGCCAAGAUCGUGCGCGGGGUGAUCGACGCCGUGGCCAAGAUCCCAGGCACCUCCACGCUGCAAAUAUCGCUGUGCCGGGAGAUGGUGGAGUGGACGCGCACCGAGAAGAGGACGUUCCUCCGGCAGAGAGUGGAAGCGCGCCUCGCAGCGCUGCUCAUGGAAGUGAAAGACUACUCCGAGGCGCUGGCGCUCAUCACGAAGCUCGUGAGAGAAGUCCGCAAGCUCGACGACAAGCUCCUCCUCGUCGACAUCGAUCUCCUCGAGAGCAAGCUCCACUUCGCGCUGCGCAACCUCCCCAAGGCCAAGGCGGCGCUCACGGCCGCCAGGACCGCCGCCAACGCGAUCUACGUUCCUCCAGCGCAGCAGGGAACCAUCGAUCUCCAGAGCGGCAUCCUCCACGCCGAGGAGAAGGACUACAAGACGGGCUUCAGCUACUUCUACGAGGGAUUCGAGGCCUUCAACGCGCUGGACGAUCCCAGGGCCGUGUUCUCGCUCAAGUACAUGCUGCUGUGCAAGAUCAUGACCAACCAGGCCGACGACGUUGGCAGCUUGAUCUCGUCCAAGGCCGGGCUCAAGUACACCGGGGUGGAGCUCGACGCCAUGAAAGCUGUGGCGGAAGCUUACGCCAAGCGCUCGCUCAAGGACUUCGAGGAGGCGCUGGCCACGUACAAGCCGCAGCUGGAGGAGGAUCCCAUCGUCCACCGGCACCUCUCGUCGCUCUACGACACGCUGCUGGAGCAGAACCUCUGCCGGCUGAUCGAGCCUUUCUCGCGGGUGGAGAUCACGCACAUCUCGCGGCUCAUCGGGCUGCCCAUUGAGACGGUGGAGAAGAAGCUGUCGCAGAUGAUACUGGAUAAGAAGUUCUUGGGGACGCUGGACCAGGGUGCCGGGUGCCUCAUCAUCUUCGACUCGGCCCAAACGGAUGGGAUCUAUCCGGCGACGCUGGAUACCAUCUCGAACGUGAGCAAGGUGGUGGAUAGCCUCUACUUGAAGUCUGCCAAGAUCAUGGCUUAGAGAGCAGUGCUUGUUCUCUCUUCUUUCCACUUCCGAGAAAGUUUUUACGGCGUUUCUUCCAUUAUAAUUUGCACAGCUCUGGAACAGCCAUCCUGCAUUGGAGUUCCAGUUUGAGCUUUAGACCAAA
Selaginella moellendorffii is the source of this 1629-nucleotide messenger RNA. Its product is annotated as 26S proteasome non-ATPase regulatory subunit 11 homolog. The record is from RefSeq and is a predicted model, not a curated record. Gene Ontology annotation, molecular function: structural molecule activity; protein binding. Gene Ontology annotation, biological process: ubiquitin-dependent protein catabolic process. NCBI's taxonomy places the organism in Eukaryota, Viridiplantae, Streptophyta, Lycopodiopsida, Selaginellales, Selaginellaceae. The transcript has a single exon. Gene Ontology annotation, cellular component: proteasome regulatory particle, lid subcomplex. The coding region runs from base 180 to 1502 and encodes 440 amino acids.